UCAUCUUCAUCUUCAUCUUCAUCCUCAUCUUCAUCUCUAUUAACAUUGAAUUCUCUCUCUUUCUCUCUUCAAUCUUCCUAUUAGACCUACAAGUAACAGCUCUUAGACACGCUCUCUCAUCAUUAUCAUCAUUUUCCUCCCACCUCAUCAUCCUCAUCUUCCUAUUGCUCUUCCUUAUCAUCUUCAACCUAUACUCCAUGAAGAUAUUCACAGAGAGAGAGAGAGAUGAAAACAGAACCAGAGGAAUCGUUUCAACCAUUGAUUCCUUUACUUUCUCUGUGUUAACUUUACUUUUGAUAUGCAACAAUUUAUUUGAUCAACUGAUCAACUCUCUCAAUUCAACACAAUCAACUAAGUCAAUCAGUUAACUAUCAAAAUAAUUACUCUGCAACUAUUUACACUAUCAGUUGAUUAUCAGCUACUUAAAUCAUAAUCAACUUGUAAAUCAAAAAUGAUUAUCUCAUAUACAGAUCGCAAGGUAAUCAUCAAUCUUUUUUUUUCCUUUCAACUUUUUCUCCUCUUUUCCAUCAAUAUUUGUCUCCAUUAAAUUCCCAUUGGAUUUGCAACACGUAUUAAUAUUAUUAAUCAUCUUAAUCAUCGUCAAUAGUUGAUAAUUAAAAUAAUCAUAUAACAACACUGAUUAAAAACAAUGGAUUACUUUGACUUUUCAGUGAUUAUCUUAAUCAUCAUCAGUUCAUCUCAAGUGCUCACAACUUUUGCUCAAAAUCCUCCUAGACCAGUUUCUCGAACUAAAGAGUCCGAACGUAAACUUGCCGUGCCGAUAGGUAGUCAGGCCAGUUUACCUUGUCCAGUUGAGACUCAUGAGACUUUGGAUGGUGAAAAUGUAGGCCAAGAAGAUGAAGACGAAGAUGAAGAUGAUACUGAUAACGUGUACAUCGAAUGGUACAAAGAUGGUUCUUCAUUGAACAUAUUUGACAAUCGAUUUCGUAAAACACAAAGUGGAGCACUUCGUAUCAGAGAUACCCGAUUAACCGAUUCCGGUCAGUAUAAAUGUCAAGCAGUUAAUGGAUUUGGAGCAGUUGAAAUGUUCAUUCAGCUAAUAGUUUUUGAUGAAAAUGGUUUAUCAAUUCAAUCAACAACUACGACUACAACCACAACAACAACAACAACUACAACUACAAUACCACCGGAAAUUGACAGGAUUGAUGAAGAUCCGGUAACAUCUUUUCCAGCAGAUCCAUUGGAUCCCUUGUUAUCCACAGUUAACUCUUAUAAUCGACCAAUAUUAUCACCAUCAUCAUCUCUCGAGCCUAAAAUAUUUGGCUCAACAAUUAAAUCGGUUGAUAGUGACCUUUGGGUGGAUAAAUUAUCGUUACCCUUUAUCGUUGCUUCAAUCGGCGCCAUUUUCCUUGUGUUAAUUAUCCUUUUACUGUUAUUAUCUUAUAUUAAAUUACGCUCACCGAUUAAUCCUAAAUUUAAUCAAGUCCUUGAUCGUCCAGCUGGUUUAUUUGGUCCAACAAUUAACCACAAUGAUUUAAAUCAUGAACAAAGACAAUAUGAUAUGUAUCCAAUUACAAAUCGUAACAAUAAUAAUCAAUCAACUCCAAUAGGUCAUCAUCAUCAUCCCAAUUACUCUGGAUUAACAUCAACACCACCACCAACUUCCCAUUAUCAUCGGCAUUUAUAUCAUCAUCCAACACCACCUAGACAACCACCACCACCACCACCACCACCAACAAUACCACUUCCUCAUCAUCCGGCAACAAUUAAUCAAUCAACUCCGUCCCACUUUACAUUCAUCUCUCCAUCAAAUAAUAAUGAGCUUAGAACUGAAUCUAAUAGUGAUAAACCCGAUUCGACAGUCGAUUCCUCUGUUAUUUAUGAAUCUCCGCUGGAAUUUGACCUUAAACCAAAUUUCCCAAGGAAAACACCUUAUGGAUACCUUUGCUAAUUAACUUAUCGAUUUUACUAUCAAUCAAAUCAACCAAUUGAUUUAAAUUCUAUUGGAGCCAAAUGAACUCGAAGAAAAAAAAGAUUCACUCGAUGAUAUUAACCAAGAAUCUUCCAUAUCUUUAACUGUUCAAAUUCAACAAUUGUAACGUUAAUUGUUACAAUUAACGUUAAUCAACUUUCGGUUGAUAGUUUUGCUCACACCUUUGAAGAUUCAUCUAACUGAUUUCAUGGAAAUCAAGUGAAACAAUUAAGAAUGACAGUUUCUAACUUUCACUUUAUGGAACCAAAUUAAUUUCCAUUGUAAUUGUUAUCAUCUUAAUUAUCACUUAAUUGUAAUUUAUUCAUUCUGUCAAUCAUCAUCAUAUCAUAAUCCUUAUUAUAAUAAUUUGUUUGAUUGUAACACUCUUGAUUAUACUUGAUU
This is a messenger RNA of Panonychus citri (citrus red mite), 2335 nucleotides long. RefSeq lists its product as uncharacterized. Gene Ontology annotation, biological process: cell adhesion; axon guidance. The transcript has 4 exons. The record is from RefSeq and is a predicted model, not a curated record. NCBI's taxonomy places the organism in Eukaryota, Metazoa, Arthropoda, Arachnida, Trombidiformes, Tetranychidae. Gene Ontology annotation, cellular component: plasma membrane. Gene Ontology annotation, molecular function: protein binding. The coding region runs from base 650 to 1912 and encodes 420 amino acids.